AUCCUAUACAGACCACAAAGAUGUUACAUAUGUUUGAACUGCGAUCUGUAGCUUUUACAAGGGCCGUGUUUGCAGAAUUUAUAGCCACCAUGUUGUUUGUUUUAUUUGGGCUAGGUUCAGCUUUGAAUUGGCCAGGAACAGCGCCAAACAUUUUACAGAUUUCUUUAGCUUUCGGCCUUGGCAUAGGAACCUUAGUCCAGACUUUUGGUCACGUAAGUGGAGCUCACAUCAAUCCAGCAGUGACCAUCGCCUUUCUAGUGGGUUCCCAAAUCUCUUUUAUUCGUGCAGUUUUUUAUGUAGGUGCCCAACUGCUUGGAGCUGUGUCUGGAGCAGCCAUUCUGCAAGAGGUUACACCUUUCAACGCAAGAGGAAAUUUAUCAAUAAAUGGGUUGUUCAAUACAACAACGGCUGGAGAAGCUUUCUCUGUUGAGCUGUUACUCACUCUCCAGCUAGUUUUGUGUAUUUUUGCCUCCACGGAUGAUAGGAGAUCUGAUAAUGUUGGGUGUCCAGCUCUGUCCAUUGGAUUUUCUGUUGCAAUUGGUCACCUUCUUGGCAUAAACUAUACUGGCUGCUCAAUGAACCCUGCACGAUCCUUUGCACCUGCAGUUGUAACAGGAGAUUUUACAGUCCAGUGGGUAUUCUGGCUGGGGCCAAUAACUGGUGCUAUUUUAGGAUCCCUAAUUUACAACUACAUUCUCAUCCCAAACACCAAGACAUUUUCUGAAAGAUUGGCGAUCCUGCGAGGAAUGAUGGACCCUGAAGAGGAUUGGGAAGAGAGAGAUGUCCGUAGAAGGCAGUCGGUGGAGCUACAUUCCCCCCAAACAAUACCAAGAAAUGGAAUGACACUAAAAGUCUAACAUUUGCAUCAAUUAGUUGCACCUGUGCCAAUGCUAGUGACAAGCAGCAAUAAUGUUCAGUGAAUGUUUUCGGUUUCAUCCAAACUUCCAAAGAACACUUCUUAGGAGAGGCAGCAAGGGCAUCCCUAGGUGAAGGCCAAGUAACCUUUAAUUACCAUUAAUGAAUCCGAGAUACGUGUCUUUGUUUCCCUUGGUUGCUUUGCUGACUGUCAGCAUUAGCAAGCUCUUAGGUGUUUUUGUUCCAAACCAGGGACAUCUGACGUGGUAUUCCAAUUGUUGGAGACUACAUUUCCCAUGGUUCCAGUGAUGGAUAUGUUUUAAAUGUUACAACUGCUAUGCUUUAUGUUUCCCGUUGCCCCAGUGAAGACUAAUACAGAAAAAAAGAUUAUCCACAUGAGCCAGAAUGCCAUAAGUCAGUCAUCAAUUUUCUAUAAGUAGAUUGCUACUUUACAUUGGUUAAGAAUUCUCUGUUUUGAACAUUUAUCUUUUUUUAGCAUAAUUGCAGAAUCAUCUAAUAGCUCACAUUUUAAAAUGCACCUUUUAGGCUAUCAAGCAAAAACAACAACAAUCUGCUAUUGAAACUUGACAUCUGACAAAUCAAUCAACAAUAUUUUGCAUAUUAUCAAGCAGAGCAGAAAAAGUUAGACUGUGUUUGAAUGAAACAUUGCUGAUUGCAAAAAUGUGUCCUCAAGCCAUGCAAUUGUGUUAGAUAUAUAAAUAGACUUUUAUAUCCCAAAGUAUCAUUGCUUUUUACAUUGCUACAAGAACGUCAUGUUUAUUUUUUAAUGUACAACUACUUCACUAGUAAGAUCC
Messenger RNA from Pelobates fuscus (common spadefoot toad), 1670 nucleotides. RefSeq names its product aquaporin-2-like. The record is from RefSeq and is a predicted model, not a curated record. Gene Ontology annotation, cellular component: plasma membrane; apical plasma membrane. Bases 21 to 857 code for a protein of 278 amino acids. Gene Ontology annotation, molecular function: water channel activity. The transcript has 4 exons. NCBI's taxonomy places the organism in Eukaryota, Metazoa, Chordata, Amphibia, Anura, Pelobatidae. Gene Ontology annotation, biological process: transmembrane transport; water transport.